UGUAAACAUGGGAGGAGGUGUCAACUAUGGAGGAUAAAAAUCAGGAAGGGCUGCUUUAGUAGUGGAUUUAUCAAUAUCAAGCGCUAGUGUCUGUUUUUGUUUAAAAGCGCUAGCGUAACAUAGAAAUACAAACAUGAAGUACACUGUCGACUUUAAAGAAUGUCUGAAGGACUCUCCAAGAUUUCGCACAUCUCUGGAAGAUGCAGAGGGUGACAUUGAGGCAUUAGAAGUUCGCCUAGAAAGGCUGGUCAAGCAAUGCAGCACCAUGAUAGACAUGGGCAAGUCUUUCAGCUCUGCCAGCAGUGGAUUUGUCCUGGGAAUACGAGACCUGGCCAACUACUUCAAUGAUGACGCUCUCGUGUCGGAUAACCGCAAAGUUGCUGGAAGUCUCAACCGUUUUGCUCAUGCCAUGUCGGAGAUGCUCAAGUAUUUCAAUAUUUUGAUGGACCAAGCCCAUAGAUCUGUCUGCAAGAAUUUGAAUUCAUUCAUCAAAGUAGAUGUAAAGAAGGUGAAAGAGACGAAGAAGCUGUUUGAGAAGAUCAGCGAUGACAUGGAUGCUGCGCUGACCCGUAACUCCCAAGCCCCGCGCUCCAAGACACAGGAAUGUGAGGAGUCCCUCAACACACUGACGGCGACACGCGCCUGCUUCGCACACACCUCUCUCGACUAUGUCUUUCAAAUUAAUGUGCUCAACUCCAAGAAGAGAUUUGAUAUUCUGGACACGAUGUUGUCCUAUAUGCAUGCCCAGAACACGUUUUUCCACCAAGGUCACGACCUUUACCUCGACCUUGAAAAGACCUACAUGAAAGAUAUUGCUGGCCAG
Messenger RNA from Aplysia californica (California sea hare), 823 nucleotides. Its product is annotated as arf-GAP with coiled-coil, ANK repeat and PH domain-containing protein 2. Gene Ontology annotation, molecular function: GTPase activator activity; protein binding. NCBI's taxonomy places the organism in Eukaryota, Metazoa, Mollusca, Gastropoda, Aplysiida, Aplysiidae. The record is from RefSeq and is a predicted model, not a curated record. Gene Ontology annotation, cellular component: cytoplasm.